CCGUAGGACGUCACAUUGCGAUCCACACUGCAGAGACAGCGUCCCUGUUUCAUACACUUCGCUCAUUGAAGUCAUUCGUGUCCGUUACACACUCGAAAGAGCAACACUUCAACUGUGUGUGUCUUUUACGAGCAGGACGUUGAAGCCAGCCAGGUUUACGUGUGUAACGAAUGAGCUAACAGACCGUGUUAGCCCCCCAUGUAGCGUCACGGUAAGCCUUCCCCCCAGCAUGAUGACCCAUUCUGACUACGACUCUGACGGAUACGCGUCUAAUGAGGACGCAGACUACGUCCCAUCAGACGAUGACCUCAGCGAGGACGACAUUAAUGAGUGUGAAAGGGAAGAGCCUCUGCACGAGGGCGACGGUGUGCCGCAUCCCGGCGAUGUCAGCAAGAAGAAGAGGAAGAAAAAGGACAUCGGCGUGAGGAAGAGGAAGAAAGGAGUCCUGAAAGUGGACGAGGAAGAGGGGGACGGAGGUGGAGCAGAAGUGGAGGAGGUGCAGCCGCUGCAGGAAGAGUGGGGGAAAGUCCCCGCGGUGCGGGAGGAAGACGAGGUGCGGCAGAAGAAAAAGUCCGACGACCUCUGGGCCAGUUUCCUGUCCGACGUCGGGUCCAGACCCAAAGAGGACACGCCCGCCUCGGAGUCUAGGACUGCGCAGAAGGAGGAUUCCGCAGAGUUGACGGUGUCUCCGUUGAGCACAGAAAGAAAAGCACCGGAACCGGCGACGGUCACCAUCACUAAAGUGUUUGACUUCGCUGGGGAAGAAGUUAGGGUGAAUAAAGUGGUAUCGGCAGACUCCAAGGAAGCUAAGAUCUAUCUGAAUAGCCAGAACACCAAACAGGAGGAGAGUGGAGACGAGGAGGAGGCCCUAUCACCGGGGCAACCAGGCACCAGUGCCAAGCGGACAGCAGGCAUGUCCAGCAUCUUGGGUCGCAUGGCGUCAAAGAAACAGAAGAUGAGUACGCUGGAGAAGUCUAAGAUGGACUGGGAUGCUUUCAAGUCAGAGGAGGGCAUCACCGACGAGCUGGCCAUCCACAACAGGGGCAGAGAAGGGUACGUGGAGCGGAAGAACUUCUUGGAGCGCGUCGACCACCGCCAGUUUGAGAUAGAAAAAGCCGUCCGACAGAGCAACACAAAACAAUGACACAAAAGACUGAUGCAGCUCACACACACACACACACACACACACACACACACAGAGAGUGGAACAGAUGUGAAAGCUCCAUGUAUCUCGAUUUCUUUCUCUCCAAUGACGGUUUCGGCUCCCCCGGUGCAGUUGGCUCAAAGCGGCGGCUGGAGUCCAUUUCAGGACGAGGGUUUUAAUAGUGUGAGUUUGUAACGACGGGGUCGUUGAGUGUUUCCUGUGCUUCAUCCACACGAGAACCAAUUAGUGUCCACGCUUCACACAAAGAACUUUUUGUGGGGGAAGUGAGGUCCCUCUUGCGGCUCUUCUUCCUGACGGGGCUGAUUUAGGAGUCAGUUUUAGGGAUCAAGAAUACAUUCUAGUUUUGAUUAUUGUUGUGGUUUUGUCCAUUGUUUUAUUUUUUUCAUUUUCAUAUAACAUGGUACUUAAUUUAAGUGGUUACGAACUAUGACUAAAAUAUAACCCACGGUGAGGUAAACUGCUACCUUAUGGAGGAAGGACAGUUUGGAACGGUUCAGACAUCGGUCCUUCUCAGUUGGACUAUCCAGAAGGACGUCAAAGCACACGGAGAUGGGAUCUUUCAACAUAUCCACAUACAACGGAAGGUUACUCCUCAUCUUCCGUGUGGUUUUUCCUACUAAAGUCGGCAGAACACGUCGCCCGUUCGGUUCAGGCAACAAACCCAGUCGGUUUAGGAAGAGAAUGUUGUUUGGGUUCACUGAAGUUACGUUGAUGUCUCCUUCACACGAGGAACGUCCUGGCUGAAAGGCGCUGUUGGACGGACCGUUGUACUGAUUUAGUGUUGAUAUACGUCACUGGAUACAGUACGGAAACAUGUUGGGGUAUAUCUGUGAAUCACGGUGCAAUACUUGUAGCUCUUUGCUAUGAAUGCUUGAUGAGACCGGCCUGACUUUUCUAUGGGAACAAACUAAAAGCUGGAGAGGCCAACAGAAUAUGUUGAGAGCUUGAAAUUGCAUUGAAAUUCUACGCAUGCAGGCUUUAGAGGCAGGGUUGUUGAUCUUCAAAAACAAUUUGGCUAUUUUUUUAUUGAAAUUCUUAUUACAUCCCGACAGCAAUCAAUAAAUCAAAUGCUCUGACAAAACAAACCCGGCCUUUUUAUUCUGCCUGUGCAUUCAAUACCCGUCACCGGAGUCUUCCACAAGCUGCUAGCUUAACAGCCGGGAGUGCUAACAGCAGCCAUGUUGGGUGUUUGCCUUCAUAAUGAUAAUUUUUUGGGGGGGGGUGGCUUCAGAGGGAGACCUGAGACUGACAUGUCAGUGUUGCCGACUUGCCGACUUUCUCCCAAGAUUUAGCGACUUUGGUAGCUGGUGCUUCUAGAUACUUUCAAUGGAAAAGAGUUGGCAAUGCUGAAAUGUGUUUUUCGGGUUGGAUCAUUUAAAACAAUAUUGCGUACUCUUGCUAGUUUGUGAGGAUUACCAACCCUGCCUUUAAUCCGCUGACGGGGAAUAGAGGACGCUGUACCGGUCCAAUAUGUCCUUUUGGUUUGGUUACGUUCUUCCCAUGGUUGAGUUUUAUUGUUUUAAUGUUCAACCAAAAUCAUGUUUUAGAUGUCGUUCAUUAUGUUUUUGGGGGGUUGGUGUAAUGCCUUUUAAAUGUUAACAUGUUCAUACUUUGCAAACCAUCAUGGGACACCACUGACAUGCAUUCAUACGUUCAGGAGACACUGUGCCGGGACAUUGUACAGUGCACAGUACCGCUGAUCGAUACCACAACAGACGUCAAUCAAACGUCUUAUCCAUCAUAUCAGGAGGACCACAGCGACCGCCCGUCCCUCAGGUGCCGUUUGCUUCGUCCUGCCUGUGGACAAGCAUGGCGACGAAGCCCGAGUGAGAGGACGGAUGUCUCGUUGGUUUGAUCGUGGAGUCUUGGUGCAGCUGUUUAUUCGUGUAAAUAUUAGACGUUCAAUAAACACAAACGGAUCCUUUUUAAAUA
Messenger RNA from Cyclopterus lumpus (lumpfish), 3097 nucleotides. RefSeq names its product craniofacial development protein 1 (gene cfdp1). NCBI's taxonomy places the organism in Eukaryota, Metazoa, Chordata, Actinopteri, Perciformes, Cyclopteridae. The record is from RefSeq and is a predicted model, not a curated record. Bases 230 to 1144 code for a protein of 304 amino acids. The transcript is spliced from 7 exons.